Messenger RNA from Belonocnema kinseyi, 4574 nucleotides. Its product is annotated as glutamate receptor ionotropic, kainate 2-like. The record is from RefSeq and is a predicted model, not a curated record. Gene Ontology annotation, biological process: monoatomic ion transport. Gene Ontology annotation, molecular function: glutamate-gated receptor activity. Bases 265 to 3120 code for a protein of 951 amino acids. The transcript has 19 exons. NCBI's taxonomy places the organism in Eukaryota, Metazoa, Arthropoda, Insecta, Hymenoptera, Cynipidae. Gene Ontology annotation, cellular component: plasma membrane; postsynaptic membrane.
CUCUUCUUUUUUCGAGGUUAUGUUUAUCAUUACCCGAACAAAGAAAAAAUCUGCCACGUAUGUCCUGCCACCUAUACUCUUCCACAUCUAUGUCCCCGAGGUGCAGUUCUACUUCAUUUAAUAUCAUAUUCAAAAUUUACGAUACUGUCAUUUCUUUCAACACAUCUCUUCUGCAACCAUCCAGGACGAUCACCUCAUGUGUUUGUUCCUAAUUGAUACAUCCUCCAGAGAAAUCAUUUGAAAGGUAGUUUUUCGCGAUGAGCUAUGAAGGGGGAUCUGGGCUGUCUUCUAGCCACCGUUUCUAUUCUUCAACUAAUUCAAUCAACCUUCACCGUCGUAGCUCUACCCCCCGUCGUAAAAAUUGGAGCACUAUUCACUCAUGACCAAAGAAACAGCAGCACCGAGCUGGCCUUCAAAUACGCUGUUUACAAAAUCAACAAAGAGAGAAUUAUGCUACCCAAAACUACAUUAGUCUACGAUAUCCAGUAUGUUCCCAGAGAUGACUCUUUUCAUGCAUCAAAAAAAGCCUGUCAACAGGUUAAAUUUGGGGUACAGGCAAUCUUUGGUCCAUCCAAUCCAAUCCUGGGUCAGCACAUACACAGCAUUUGUGACGCCCUGGACAUACCGCACCUGGAAGCCAGGCUUGACCUGGAUACAGAGGCGAAAGAAUUCAGCAUCAAUUUACAUCCCGCACAAACUCUGCUCAACAAUGCCUACCAAGAUGUCAUGGCAUUCCUAAACUGGACAAGAGUAGCCAUUAUCUACGAAGAAGAUUACGGUUUAAUUAAGCUUCGAGAACUCGCACGAUCCCCAAAGUUGCAAGAUGUAGAAAUUUAUAUGCGACAAGCCGAUCCUGAAUCCUACAGACAAAUUCUAACUGAAGUAAAAAGUAAAGAAAUCAGAAACCUUAUUGUGGAUACGAAGUCUCGAAAUAUGCAUCAUUUUUUGAAAAUGAUUUUGCAACUACAAAUGAACGACUACAAAUAUCACUACCUCUUCACAACGUUUGAUAUCGAGACAUUCAAUCUUGAUGAUUUCAAACACAAUUUCGUCAACAUCACGGCCUUUCGACUUGUCGAUGCGGAGGACUCCAUCGUACGAGGCAUUUUAAAGGAUAUGGAGCGCUUUCAACCAGCUGGAAACACGAUACUCAAUAAAUCUCAUGUCAUUGAGGCAGAACCAGCGUUGAUGUACGAUAGCGUUCAGGUGUUUGCUGUUGGUCUGAGAAACCUCGAGCAGUCUCAUGCUCUGAGGCCAGCUAAUCUCUCCUGUGAGCUCGAGCAUCCCUGGGAUGGAGGACUCUCCCUCAUCAACUACAUCAACUCGGUGGAGAUCAAAGGGAUUUCGGGACCUAUAGAAUUUAAAGAGGGACAAAGGAUACAAUUUAAAUUAGAUCUACUGAAACUCAAGCAACAUUCGUUAAUAAAGGUUGGCGAGUGGAAACCAGGAUCUGGGGUUAAUGUAACUGACGCUGCGGCUUUUUUUCAACCAGGAAACACAAAUGUUACAUUAGUUAUCAUGACGAUACUGGAACAGCCAUACGUAAUGUUGAAGAGCGGAGGAAACUUCAGCGGUAACGAGCGUUACGAAGGCUUUUGCAUCGACUUGCUUCGAGAUAUAGCAGAACUGGUCGGCUUCACCUACAAGAUCGAACUCGUCCCGGAUGGCAAGUACGGCGUUUACGAUUACGAGACUGGGGAAUGGAAUGGAAUCGUUCGCCAGCUGAUGGAUAAGAAAGCUGACCUAGCAGUGGGUUCGAUGACUAUCAACUAUGCUCGCGAAAGUGUAAUAGACUUCACCAAACCAUUCAUGAAUUUAGGCAUCGCAAUUCUUUUCAAGAUUCCAACGAGUCAUCCAGCGAGACUUUUUUCGUUCAUGAACCCUCUGGCUAUUGAAAUCUGGCUCUACGUAUUGGCUGCGUAUGUCCUGGUUUCUGUAACGAUGUUCGUAGUUGCUCGAUUCAGUCCUUACGAGUGGAACAAUCCUCAUCCGUGCCACGCGGGACCGGAAAUUGUCGAAAAUCAGUUUUCGUUGUCGAACAGCUUCUGGUUCACAAUCGGGACACUCAUGCAACAGGGAAGUGACCUUAAUCCCAAGGCAACCAGUACACGCAUCGUAAGUGGAAUUUGGUGGUUUUUUACGCUAAUAAUUAUUUCAUCAUACACUGCAAAUCUCGCUGCAUUUUUAACAGUAGAGCGUAUGAUAACUCCAAUAGAAAAUGCAGAAGAUCUGGCUAGUCAAACCGACAUUUCCUAUGGAACAUUGGACAGUGGUAGUACCAUGACAUUCUUUCGGGACUCGAUGAUUGAGACGUACAAAAAAAUGUGGAGAUUCAUGGAGAAUAAAAAGCCUUCAGUCUUUGUGCCAACUUAUGAAGAAGGAAUUCAAAGAGUCCUUCAAGGACAGUAUGCUUUUCUCAUGGAAUCUACAAUGUUGGACUAUAUAGUUCAAAGAGAUUGUAAUCUCACACAAAUUGGAGGACUUUUAGAUAGUAAAGGAUACGGAAUUGCUACACCGAUGGGCUCUCCUUGGCGGGACAAAAUAUCCUUGGCUAUUUUGGAAUUGCAAGAAAAAGGGGAAAUUCAAGCUCUUUAUAAUCACUGGUGGAAAAGUAAAGGUGAUACUUGCAUGAAAAAUGAUAAAGGAAAAGAAAGCAAAGCCAAUGCUUUAGGAGUUGAUAACAUAGGGGGAGUUUUUGUGGUUCUUCUUUGUGGAUUAGCUUUUGCCGUUUUAAUCGCAAUCUUCGAAUUUUGCUACAAUUCUAAAAAGAAUGCACCAACAGAACAGCAACAGUCGCCAGUACCGCCUCCUACGUGCUCUGGAUCUCUACAAGGUCUACCUCAAAAUGUACAACAGCAACCGCCAAGCCAUCAACAAGAAUCACUUUGCGCGGAAAUGGCACGUGAAUUAUGUCGAGCUCUGCGAUGUCGGGCACCCUCUCGCAGAAGAAGAGCUUGCGAAAAAUGUUCAACUCAUGUCAUAAGUUAUCAUCCCUCAGACAAUCCCACUCCAACUCCCAUAAAUGGGAUACGAACUCAAACAAGCAGCUUAGGAGUUCCGGUCGAAUUGUCACCACAUAUACAUAUGCAUCAUCAUCAACAUGACUACGAUGGAAAUUAAAAUAAAAAUUUCCCUUCGCUCGAUAAUGCGCUACAUGCAAUACGUAAAUUAUUUCUCGCAAGAAAAAUGGCACACUACAAAUAUAUAUGUAUGUAAAAAUAAUUUUUGGAUUUAAAACCAGAAGUUUGUCAUGUUCAGUAUGUCGUUAAAGAUCGAUGAUUCGUUCAAGUCAAAUUAUAGUUCAUCGCAAUUUGGAUCCGUCCUUUACAUACAAAAACAAACUAAAAACCAGUUGUGGGCCAAGUGCAAUUGAGUUCAACACUAUACGUAAUUAUAGUGCUUUAAAAGCGUAACAGUUACCAGGUGCUCGAAUAUGUAAUUAUUUAUCAAAUUAGCAAUUUAUUACAUAAUAAAGAUAUUUAUAGUGCUACGAAUUUCAAUCGCAGAUACGAUUGAUGUACUUAUGCUUUUCUUACAGCUUUAAAAUUAUUUUCCUUGCAACUUGCAAUAUUUUUUAAUGACUGUGCCCAUUACUGGCUGAAAUAUAUAAUGAUUAUGUUUAAAUUACAUGAUAUAUCGGCUGCUGAAAUGGUUAACUUAGUUUCUGAAUAUGAAUUCUAGCUUAUGCUCAAUACAUUUAAUUUCAGUAGUAUAGCUAUGAUAUUGUCAUGCCCCUUAACGACCGAGCAAGGUUCUAUCCCGUGUUAAAUAUAUAGUGGCGCGAUCUAUUGCCUGAGGUAUUAUCUUCCACAUUUACUGAUUUUCCUGUUUUAUCGGCCUAUGUGUCACGCCAUAUAUUGGUAGAAAUAUCAACCAAGUUUUAAAGAAAAACGAGGAGACUAUUGACCAACAUGAGAAGAAGGAUAAGCAAGAGGAGGAUAUUAUUGAGAAGCAGAAAAUAGAUGAGAAAGAGCUCUUCCUUAUCUAUCUCCUAGGAGAAAAAUUAAGAGCAGAUAGAAGAGGAGUAGAAGAUUGAAUAUAACUUGAUCGGUAAAUAUGGAUGUCGGUUAACUAGUUAGUUGAUAUCUAUGCCAAUGGAUGGCACAACUGGAAACUUGUUAUUACUUGUUAUAGAGCAAACACCUAAUUGAUAUUUCUCUGAAUAGAUGGCGCCAGAUAUCAGUCGUUAACUCAGGAAUACCGGUCAAAAUGUCAGUUGAUAUCUCUCAAUAAAUGACGCCACUGUAGACUCAACCUGGACCAGAAACUUGCUCGGUCAGUAAAAGGCUUGACGUUGCCAUAGCUAUACUACUAAUUUCAUCAUUUAACUUGAAUUCAGUUAAUCUCUGAAAAAUUAAUAUCUGUAAAUAUUCCUGACACAAAAGAGUGCAUAGAAAUCAUGUUGACCCAGUUCUGAGGCUGAAGGCUUCAGAAGUAAAGAAUAUUAUUAAGAGUACGAAUUUUGAUGUUGGAUGUUAUUUUGUGUAUGUAUGUUGUGCAAUGUGCAAGUUAACACUGAAUAAAUGUGAGAUUAGCGACAAUUUGUUUUAAACUAUUGUAAUAUUUGUAAUCAA